Messenger RNA from Gadus macrocephalus (Pacific cod), 3896 nucleotides. It is a transcript of the gene slc5a3b, whose product is annotated as solute carrier family 5 member 3b. Gene Ontology annotation, molecular function: D-glucose:sodium symporter activity. The record is from RefSeq and is a predicted model, not a curated record. Gene Ontology annotation, cellular component: plasma membrane. Lineage: Eukaryota; Metazoa; Chordata; Actinopteri; Gadiformes; Gadidae. Bases 406 to 2523 code for a protein of 705 amino acids. Gene Ontology annotation, biological process: transmembrane transport; myo-inositol transport; inositol metabolic process. The transcript has 2 exons.
CAGACUUGGACCCCCUCGACAGCAAAUACGUGGACGCAACGCGGAGCGUCAAGGAAGCCAUUGUCUUUCUCUUCGGGUGUGGGAGGGCUGCUGACACCGAUGAGCGCCAGUGGAAACAGCUCCAAUUGAACCACACAACUGGAAUGUUAACUCUAGGUUUCUUAGACAAGAAGCCCGCGUCAUCCUCUAAAUCUAGACUUCAGUGCAGUGGAUAACCUCCUCCUGAAGCAUCCCCUAGUGAAUUUGUAACGCCAGUGGAUGACACAGCUCCCAUCCAGACAGCAAACCAAAGAAGCGCAUUUCCCUGUUAACAGAUCCUCCCAAUUGGCCAUCGGUGAUCCUUUUUCAAAUACCAUAUUUUUUUAACUCUGUUGAUAACCAAGGCUUCUCGAGCCACCUGAGGUCAUGGCUCCUGGGAUGGAGGCAGCGGACAUUGUGGUGGUGGGACUCUAUUUUGUCCUGGUGCUUUCCAUUGGCUUGAUUGCCACAUGGAAGGCCAAUCGCAGCACUGUGAGUGGAUACUUCCUGGCCGGCCGCUCGAUGACAUGGGUGGUGGUCGGCGCGUCCCUCUUUGUCAGCAACAUAGGAAGUGAACACUUCAUCGGCCUCGCGGGAUCGGGGGCGGCCAGCGGCUUCGCCGUCGGUGCGUGGGAGUUCAACGCACUCCUUCUCCUGCAGCUCCUCGGUUGGGUGUUCAUCCCCGUGUACAUCCACUCUGGUGUCUACACCAUGCCCGAGUACCUGUCGAAGCGCUACGGGGGCAACAGGCUGAAGGUUUACUUUGCCACCUUGUCCGUGCUGCUCUACAUUUUCACCAAGCUCUCUGUGGACUUGUACGCCGGUGCCCUCUUCAUCCAGGAGUCCCUGGGCUGGAACAUCUACCUGUCGAUCAUCCUGCUUGUCAGCAUGACGGCCCUGCUGACCAUCACCGGGGGGCUGGUGGCCGUCAUGUACACCGACGCUCUUCAGGCUGUGCUGAUGAUCGGGGGGGCCCUCACCCUGACCAUCCUCAGCCUGAUCAAGGUCGGUGGUUUGGAUGGAGUCAGGACAAAGUACAUGCAGGCGAUUCCCAACGUCACCGCCAUUCUCGCGACUGGCAACUUCUCCUACUUCCCCUCCUGUCGCAUCGAGCCCAAGCCAAACUCCCUGCGCCUCCUUCGGGGCCCUUUGGACGAAGACAUUCCCUGGCCAGGCUUCCUCCUUGGGCAAACCCCAGCUUCUAUCUGGUACUGGUGUGCGGACCAGGUCAUCGUACAGAGGGUUCUCGCCGCAAAGAACAUCGCACACGCCAAAGGAGCCACUCUCAUGGCCGGGAUCCUGAAGGUCCUGCCCAUGUUCCUCAUUGUCAUUCCAGGUAUGAUUUCCCGCAUUCUGUUCACAGAUGAGAUAGCCUGCAUCGGGCCGGAGCACUGCCUGGCUGUGUGUGGUUCUAAGGCCGGCUGCUCCAACAUCGCCUACCCGCGCCUGGUCAUGGCGGUGAUGCCCGUUGGACUCCGAGGACUCAUGAUGGCUGUCAUGAUAGCGGCUCUUAUGAGUGAUCUGGAUUCCAUUUUCAACAGUGCCAGCACCAUCUUCACCCUGGACAUUUACCAGACCGCCCGGAAGCGCGCAACCCAGAAAGAGCUGCUGGUGGUCGGCCGGAUGUUUGUGGUAUUUAUGGUGGCCAUCAGCAUUGCUUGGGUUCCCGUCAUUAUUGAGAUGCAAGGCGGCCAGAUGUACCUGUAUAUCCAGGAGGUGGCCGGCUACCUCACGCCCCCGAUUGCGGCCCUCUUUUUGCUGGGCGUGUUCUGGAAACGUUGCAACGAGAGAGGCGCGUUCUGGGGUGGGAUGACCGGCCUGACCCUGGGCACCUUCCGCCUGGUGCUUGCCUUCAUCUACAGGGAGCCUCGCUGUGACCUGCCAGACGACCGCCCCCUCUUCAUCAAACAUGUCCACUACAUGUACAUCGCUGCCGGCCUCUUCUGGAUUUCGGGAUUUGUGGCCGUGGUGGUCAGUCUCUGCACCAGUCCCCCGGAUCAGGAGCAGGUGCGCACCACUACAUUGUGGGGCCUGCGACGCAUGCUGAAGUGUCCCCGUAAAGGUCUGGAGGAAUCCCACAGCCUCACGGACAAGCAGGGCAACGGAAGCCUCCACAAAGAUCUGCCGGAGGAUGUCCGCAACGACAGGUGCCUGGAUGAGGCCAACGUCAAACUCCUGGUGCGGUCCACGGACCACGACCCCGCCACCCCCACCUCGGAGACCAACCCGAUCGCCACGCCCGCAGAGCACAUCGACAACAGGAAGCUGGACCGAGAAGAAGAUGGCAGCCAAGCGAUUAGGAAGCGAAGCAACUAUCGGAUGUUCCUGGACUGUUUUUGUGGCUAUAAGGACGGAGCGCCGAAUGAGGAGAAACUGACCAAGGAGGACGAGAGGACCAUAGAGGAUAUGUUGUACGAGCCACCCCGGAUUAAGGCGACUCUCAACGUGGGUCUCUUUUGCGUCUGCUCUUUGGGGGUCUUCAUGUUUGUUUAUUUCUCACUAUAGUUUUAGUGGGCACUGAACUAAAAGGCAAAUUUGCGCUGUGUUUGAGUUCGGGGAUCCGUAGAUUCAUCAAAAAAUGCACAAUUAAACUUUUCCGAGGUUUGAAAAGCGCUGUAAUAUUUACAGUUUAUAUUUGUCUGUUGUUGCUCUUUAACAAGGAUUAUAAGCUUAUUAGUAUCAUGUAAUUUGGUCGACUUUAAAGGACACUUUAACGUGAACUUUCGUGAACAGUGCUUAUUGUUGUCCAACUAUAAUUGGAUUUGUUUUCAAUUGUACUAAAUUCAUUAUAAUAUUUGCCUUAUCUGAGCUAUGCACUGUUUUCUUUAUUUUUUGCUUAAUCAAUUAUGUAUGUAUCGUACUGUUAUACUAUGGUAUGGUAAUGUAUUUCUCUGCUUAUGUAGACACACUACUUAAUUCAAGUUUUUCUAUCUAGGUUUCUGUUUCCUUUUUGCUCAGAAUCCAUUUAGGUGAAACAAAUGUGUUCUUCCGUUUCCGGAGUAUGGUGGCAUGUUAUUGGAAUGCUUAUGUCCAUACAGCAGAUUAGGCAAUCUUUAACUGUUUUUUGGGCCUGAAAGACGAUUGUAGAAAUCAAAUUUAUUGUUAAGAUCAUGACACGAUCAUGACACAUUCAUCCACCCUAAUAUUGGAAGAGUUAAUCUAUCUUGUUGCAUUGUUUCAAAUGUGAAUUUCAUGAAUCUUUACAAAUAUAGUUCCCAGCUUACUCCAAUAGCUUUGUUACAGACUGCUUGAGUUUAAAUGUGUUAUAAAUAUUUGGUGUUCUUCCUAUGUGAAUAACAUAAUGUACAUGCCAUAUCUUUCCAUAUAUUUAUAUUGGUCUUCAUGUUGUAUUGCACUUCAUGUUCACUACACUUUCAUCUCAAGUCUGUUAAUGUGGCUUAACACUACACAUUACACAUUUUUCACGUGCAUAUUCCUACCAAACGUGUCUUAGUGUGGAUUGCUGAAGCAACGAAACUAAGAACAAAAAGGAAGCUAAUUUUUGAGUUUUCAAGAUGUUGUUUAGUGAAUUUCCGGCUCCCUGGUCAACACCAAGAGAUAUUUAAUAUAGGCUUAUUGUAGUUCACCACCAACUAACACACGCACACACACACACACACACACACACACACACACACACACACACACACACACACACACACACACACACACACACACACACACACACACACACACACGGAUUACAAGAUACAGGCUUUCUAUGGGAGGUUUAUCCUGUCUAAUGUCCAACAAAGAAUACAUUAAUAAAAAGAAAAGUGGUUUGAUAAUAACUAAAUGAAGUAGUUUUGUCUUGUUGAGAAUAUAUGAUUUUUUAUGGAUUUUAUUUUUCGAGCUCAAUAAAGUUCCUGCAAACACAA